Molecule: messenger RNA, 5588 nt
Organism: Harmonia axyridis
Lineage: Eukaryota; Metazoa; Arthropoda; Insecta; Coleoptera; Coccinellidae
Product: receptor-type tyrosine-protein phosphatase mu-like
Exons: 30
Coding region: 390-5444 (1684 amino acids)
Biological process (GO): protein dephosphorylation
Molecular function (GO): protein tyrosine phosphatase activity; protein binding
Source: RefSeq, a predicted model, not a curated record
ACUUGGUGGAAAUUCAUUUAAUUCAUAUUGAAUUCGACUAAAUCGAGUUAGUUAGAUUUACUUGUAUUCGAUAUCAAGAAAUAUAAAAAGUGGGUUUUUAUAUCACACAGUUUUGUAAUCUUAAUUUCUCCAUCCUGACUUCCUUUUUUCCUGUCUUCCGAAACCUAAAGUGAUGCAACAUAAUUUAUUAUACAACUAUUUGAUUGUUGUUCACUCUGGAAAAGUUCGAAUUUAAAGUUAACGAAUACGCUUGUUGUGAAACAAAGUGGUUAAAUCUAUGACAAUAUGUUUCUAUAAUCUUUGCAUAGGAGAAACUCUUUCGUUUAUACAAAAACUUUCAGCUUUUCAGUGACAACAAAAAAGUCUAUAAGGUGUUUUAAAGUUGAAAUAUGUAUUAUGCUAAAUGGGUCAUAUAUUUCCUCAUUCUCAUGCUGUACUUCUGGGAACCAGUAAAAAAUAAUGAAUUGGUAUCACUGAUAAGCAAUGGAAAAAACGAUUACUGCAUAACAAAUAGUACUUCUGCAAUGUAUUUCAAUAGUGGUCAUAAUAAAGGGGAAACAGAAGUGACUACCUUCCUUCCUCCUCAUGGAUAUGAUUGUGACUUUGAAGAUAACAAAAAUAAACGUUGUAGAGACCACUUCAAGAAAUAUCCUUGGAUCUUGUCGAAUUCGAUAUCCAAUGAGGGCACAUUACUCCUGGAUUAUCGGUGGGAAGGUUUACAAGAACAAAAUCUCACUGAUAAGGUUUCAUCAUUUGUCACAUUACUGAAACUGGAAGAAAUGCAGGAUUUCAGGAUACCGAUUUCGUUUAUGGGUCAGGAAGCCCAUUUACUCUUAUGUGAUCAAAACAACCUUCAUGUAGCAAACUGCUAUUGGUUCAAAAUCCACAGGCUGAACAAGGUGUAUGUCGAACUGAGGAAAUGUAAAACUGGUGAAGUAACUAGAAAAAAUUGCACUUUAGAAAAAGAACUACCGGCUAAACUUCCAUAUACGAAUGAUGAAAAAUGGAAUCAUUUAAUUAUCGAAAAAAAGUCGAAAAAUUUGUCGCUGCAGUUUCAUGAAGAAGGAAAUGAUACCACCAUAAAUUAUUUCGAGAGAGAUCCUAAAAUGUUUGAAUUGAAUUAUCUUAUUGGACAUCGCGAAGAAAGCAAUAUAUAUUACAAAGUACAUGAAAAUCGGUAUAUGCGAAGUCAAAAUGCAUCUGAAAUUAUUGUGGAAAAUCCGUUCCGCCAAGAAGAGUUAUGUAUUUCUAUCUUCUUGAAUACAUGUUCGGAUUGUCAAACUAUAGUGAUAUUUAUGAAUGAAAAUAAAAAUAUGGAUUUAUGGACACAGAGUAUUCCACCUACCAAUGGUGCUUGGGUGGAACAUAAGAUCUUUAUGUUGAAAAAAACCACUGAAGUAUUUAUUUACGUUAAAUUGAAAACAUAUGUGGGUUCAGGGCCAACUGGAGGAGAAUUCUGGUCAUUCGAUAAUUUCCGACAGUGUCAUAGAGAAGAAUAUCGAAUAACUCAAAAAACCAUUGGAAGAAAAAUUACGGAAUGUGGUUUGAUUGCUAAUGGUAGAGGAGUGAUCAAAUAUGAAAAAGAUAACAACUGCUCCUCUACGGGUAGAGGAAACUCAAAAAUUCGAUGCAAACUAUUGGAAAAUCAGUUUUCUGAAUGUGGUGAUAUAAAAAUAUAUGAGGAAAUCAAUGUUCCUUCUCAGGUGAAGGAUUUACAUAUGGAAUCAUCAACCGCCCACUCUUUGAAACUAUUUUGGAGAAGUCCUGAUUGUCCAUUUGUUAAGGUUGGACAAUAUAAGGUAGAGUACGAGAAAAUUGAAAGAAUUGCCUGUAAGACGAAGACCAAGAAUCCACAAAAGUCGAUAGAAACCUUUACUGAACAUAAUAGCAUUGAACUGAAGAAUUUGGAACCUUACUCUGAAUAUCGGGUGACAGUGUACGCCCUCAACGGUCCGCAUAUCGGCAAAGGUUUAGUGGAAUAUUACCAAACUAAGGAACUAGAUUAUUUCGACGAUUCCGAAGGCUUAGAACAAAUAAUCAUAACAAAUAAAACAUUAGAAAGAUCAGCUUACCUGACAUUUUCACAUAUCAAAUGUGAGAAACUUCAUGGACCCUUGAAAUUCAAAGUGAAAUUUCGAUGCAUAAGCGAAUGGUGUUUGCAAACUGAAGAACGUAAUGAAACUUCAACAUUCUUGAUUGGAACCCUGUAUUUGGGGACGUUGCAACCCUUUUGUAAAUACAAAUCUGAAAUAUACUUUUGUAGACACGAGGAAUGUAAAGUACAAGAAAAAAAGAUGUUUGAAACGAAACCAUCAGUUCCUGAUAAACUGAAGGAGAUUGUUGUAAUACCAAAUGGAGAUGGUUUCAUUUGGAUACGUUGGCUUCCACCUUAUCCUCCUACAGGAGAGAUUUCUUCUUAUAAAAUAAAAAUAUCUGCGCCUCGGAUUAUAAGUGGAACAUAUGAAAGAAAACCUGAGAAAUGUUUAUUAUGGCCAGAGUAUCACUGUUACAUAAUUGAAGGAAAACAAAUCUAUGAUAGAAAUAUUACAGUAGUGAUUGAAGCUGAAAUUAGGGGACUGGAUGGAUAUUUCAACAUUGGUGAACAGGAAGGUAUUUUGGUGAAAGAGGGACCUUCAGAAAAACCGAACAAUUUGAUGGCAAUUUGGAAAAGGAACAAUACAAUGGAAUUAUUUUGGAAUCAUCCGAACAAAACGAAUGGAAUAUUACAAUAUUUCUCAAUAAAAUUGAACAGUGGUACUGAGUAUAAGUUCAUAGCAAACUAUACUCCAAAGAGCUGGAAUUUGACUUACAACUAUACGAUAGAAAACAUCCCUCAGGCUGUUGAUUUAAACAUUGAGAUAAUUGCAGUCAACAAUAAAUUUCAAGGUGCUCCUGCAGUAUUGGUAGACAGUUCUUACCCGCCAAGUCCAGAAUUGGAGAAUUCUACAAUUUUAGUGACGAAUCAUACAAAGAAAACCUUGAGCAUAGCUUUGUCUACAAACCAAACUGAAGCCAGUGAUUCAAAUGUUGAGAAAUAUGUGUUAAUUAUUAUCGAUGACCAAGCUUCAAAGACAAAAGAUCAAAAUCUAGAGAAACUUGAGAAAAUAUUGAAUACAACAUUAGAAUCAAGAUCUGGUCUCAGAAUUGUGGCAGCCUUAGAUGUAACAAAAAUACCAUCGAAUAUUCUGAAUUUUACAAUUGGAAAUGGAAAUGUGAUGAAGAAUAAUUCAAUUCUGCAAGUUGACAUCAUCAAUGAACCUUUGAAAGAAGCAGAAUAUGGUGUAGUCGUUAUUAUGCUGAAUAAGUAUAAGACGAAAUAUCGAUAUUCAAUAUACAAUAUUACAACUUCGACCGUUGGUGACCCGAAAAUGACUCCUUUCCCCACCAUUUCAGAAAAAAAAAGUGGAGAAGAAAAUUCAUCUGGAGGAAAUGCCUUGUAUGCCUUGUUAUUGCUUCUGCUUCUCAUUCCCAUAACAAUAGGUAUCCUUAUGAAGUGGAGGAAUAAAUUUUUCGAUAAAUCAACGAUGUCCAUGGAAAACAUUUUGGAUAACGCUUUUGAAAGUUCGUCCGCCAUUCAGAAUGAUGAUGAAUCUUUUCCUAUUUCGGAAAAUAUAGAGAUGGUUGAUAGUCCUGAUAUGAGAAAAAACACAAAAUUACUGAUAGAAAAAUCAACCAAUUCACCGAACUGUUCCUCUGACUUAUACUCGAGACCAGUAACACUAGCGGACUUGGAAGAAUACGUGAAGACAUCAAUAAAAAACGGAGAACUAGAGAGACAACAUGCGCUCUUUCUUAGAGAUUCACCAAGACCUUCGGAAUACGGUUCCAACAAAAUUAAUAAGUCUAAAAAUCGCUAUAAGAACCUUGUUGCAUUUGAUCAUUCGAGGGUUAUAUUAGAGAAAAUAAAUGAAGAUGAAUACUCAGAUUACAUCAAUGCUAACUAUAUUCAUGGUUAUAAUAUGCAGGGAGCAUAUAUAGCAACUCAAGGACCAAAAUCAAACACACUCCUGGAUUUCUGGAGAAUGAUAUGGCAAGAAAAUGUAAAAUAUAUAAUAAUGCUCGCGAAUAUAUACGAAGAUAGAAAGAAAAAAGUCGAGAAGUAUUGGCCCAACAUAAAUGAAAUGUUCACUUUUCAAGAUAUAAGUGUGCAAUUGGAAGCUAUUGAAUUAUUCUCUCACUACGAGUGCAGAAAUCUACAUGUGACGAAAGCAGGCGAAACAAGAAAGAUUGAACAACUCCAUUUCACAAGUUGGCCUGAUAAUGGGGUUCCACUAUAUACUGAUAGUUUGACAGCAUUUCUUCGAAAAGUUUUGAAGAUUCCACUGUCCUCGUCCUCGCCAGUCGUUGUACAUUGCAGUGCUGGGGUUGGCAGAACAGGCACAAUACUGUUAGCAGACAUUACUUUGAGAAUGGCUGCUGGAAAGGGAGUUGUGAAUAUAUUGAGCAAUCUUCGAAAUCUCAGAGAUCAGAGGGCAAAUAUGGUCGACAACAUUGAGCAAUACAAAUUGGCACAUUUGAUUGUCUUAGAAUGCUUGAUGGGACCCCGAACCAGCAUACCAUGCAACGACUUGAACAGAAAAGUGGAAAAACUAAUAAGGAAUGGACAAUACAAAGUUCAAAUGAACUUUCUUAAGGAUUCAGAAUGGCAAGAUCAGGCAAUGAGGACUAUAGCAGUUGAUGAUAAGUUAUUAACCAACUAUCCAGAGAAAAAUAGAAUUCAAGAAAUAAUUCCAGAACAUCACGGACGAAUUAUCCUCUCCAAAUAUCCAGAAGAGGACGAGACAUCUUCCUACAUAAACGCAGUCUACGUAGAUGGCUUUAGAUGUCCUGGUCGUUUCUUUGUAACUCAACAACCCAUGCCCAACACUUUAGGAGAUUUUUGGAGAUUAGUAACCGAGAAGAAAGUUAAGGUUAUAUUGUCUCUGAACGCAGUUGAUUUGCAGAAUACGACGUGUUGUAAAUUUUGGCCAACAGUUGAUGACCCUGAACUUCGACCCAUCGAUUAUUUAGUGGUUAAAUUCGUCGAUGUCAUGGAAUUAGAGUGUUACGAUCAGUUUUCUCUGAACGUAUGGAUAAGAAACAAAGUACAGACGGAAAAGCUUGAAGUUGUACUUGUUGCCUUCAAAUCUUGGCCUUCGAAUGCCAUGCUUCAUAACUGUUGUGAAGAGCUGUUAUCGUUCUACGAAGAAGCAUACACUAUUUCCAGAGGUUUUUCAAACAUACUAGUGACAUGCUUCGACGGGGUGACUGCAUCUGGUGUAUAUGUUGCUAUGUCUUUCAUAAUAGAGCAAAUGAAACUGGAACACGAAUGUGAUGUCUGCCUUGCUGUGAGGACUAUCCGUCACAACCGAAAACAAUUUAUAACUGAUGAGAACCAGUUCCUAUUCCUCUACGAGUGUGCUGUCAAAUUUAUGAAUGGAUUCAAAAUUGAGAAUAGCAGAUAGAAAGCUUCAUGAUCUCCGAGAUCCUCUCUCAAUUAUUAACAAUAAAUGUCAAAUAAUAAAAGCCCAGGCUAAAUAAUUAGUUAUGAAACAAAUAAAAGUGAAUGUUCAAUGUAUCGUCAACAGAAUAAAGAGUAUUUGAUUUUU